Pezoporus flaviventris is the source of this 1765-nucleotide messenger RNA. RefSeq names its product hydrocephalus-inducing protein homolog. Bases 392 to 1729 code for a protein of 445 amino acids. The transcript has 9 exons. Gene Ontology annotation, biological process: axonemal central apparatus assembly; cilium movement. The record is from RefSeq and is a predicted model, not a curated record. Gene Ontology annotation, cellular component: axoneme. NCBI's taxonomy places the organism in Eukaryota, Metazoa, Chordata, Aves, Psittaciformes, Psittacidae.
CCGUGGCCCAGUCAGAGCAGGAGUUGCUCAGCCGCUGAGACAGGAGCAGGCUUGAGCUACUGUCAGGCUUAGAGCUCUGCUUCCUCGAGGCGCGGGUGAAACCCUGCCCUACCUGGCAAAGCCAGAGCGUUGAGCAGAGGGGCUGGGCAGCCCAGGUGCCAGCCCUGUCCUUUGCUGCCCGCGUUCCCCUGGCUGUUGGCAGCCCAGCAGCAGUUACCUGCUGUGCUGGUGGGCAACAGCCACACCGAGGCGUCCCUGGGCAGCUCGUGUCCCUCCAGCUGCCCACGGCUGCCGAGCAGCGUGAGGGCAUUCAGGAGCCAAGGCUGGGCCCUGCACGGAGGAAUCCUCCAGGAGAAGCGUGAAUCACCCGUCCUCAGGUGACCUCUGCGCCAUGGCCAGUGGCAAGACCCCCCGGCCCACGAGGUCCUCCAGAAGGGCGGAUGGAUUCCAGAGCAGAGUGGUAGCAUCUCGUAAUCCGAAGGUGGUCAGAGAGGCAGAAGAGUCUCUCACCACCAAGCAGAGGCUGGCCAGCCCUCGGGAGAUGAGGCGGCCCCGGACUACCCAGCUUCGGGGCAUGGGUGAAGUCUCCCAUCAAAAGUUCUCAGCAGUUGACCUGGACCAGAGGUUGUUCCAGCCUUUCCCAUCCGAGGUGGUGUUUGAGAACUACGUUCCCCACCAGUUCUACAUAGCGGCGCUAGCUCUGAGGAACGUGGACAGGGUUCCUCGUCUGCUGAACGUCAUCCUGGGGAACUCUCCGUACUUCGAGUUGAUCUGCCCGAGUGAUGAGGACUAUAAGGUAGCACCGGGCAUGUCUUCAACCUACCGCAUCCUUUUCAGACCUGAUGAGAACAAGGAUUACUUUGACGAGCUUACCAUCAUCACAGAGAGGGAGAAGUUCUUUGUGCCUAUCCGAGCCGUAGGUGCCCGAGCCACCCUGGACUUCCCUGAUCAGCUGAACUUCUCCGACUGUCCAGUCAGGUUCAGGACCCAGAAAACUCUGCUGGUGCGCAACGUGGGGAAGCGGGAGGCUUGCUACAGCAUCACCACUCUGAGCCCGUUCUCUGUGGAUCCUUCCAUUGGGACUCUUGGCGUUGGAGAAGCGAUGCAAGUCACAGUGGAAUUUCACCCGCCAAAGACCGGUGUUUAUUCCAGUCCCAUGAUUGUUCACUAUGACACAGGUGAAGAUGUUCACAAAAGCCUUUGUGGAACGGCUGUAAAUGUCAACAUCAGGCUUGACAAGAGCUCCUUGACAGUUGAGAAGACUUCCCUCACGCUGUCAAACCAAAGAUCCCUGGUGAUCCGCAAUCAGAGUGCCAUCACGGCCCACUUCCAGUGGAAGCGUUUUGUUGAUCAGGAAGAGGAGGAGCGGCAGAAGCUGAGGCUGCAGAGGCAGGAAGAGGACAAGCUGGUUGGUGUUCCUAAGGAGCACGGGGUAGUCCCCCCUCUCGGAGAACAGCCUUCCCUUCCCAUCUGCACCUCCCAGAACCAGGGGACAGAGGUGCAGGGAGGCUCCAUGCCUUUCUGCAAUGAUACUUUCACCAUUGUGCCCAUGGAGGGAGAUAUCUUGCCAAAUUCUUCGCUUGAAAUCAAUGUGAUCUUUAAGCCCAAAGAAGCCAGAGUCUACCAAGAGACAGUCUACUGUGACAUCUCAGGUACAGCUCCUUCCUCCUGCUCCUGUUCCCGCAGAGGAGGUACAAACACUCUUCCAGCCCGCUCGGAUCUCAUGUAGUUCUGGAGGGCUCAAGAGGGCAGUGCUGGCACAUGC